CACAUGAUCUGUUAUGUUAUGACGGUUGACGGUUAUGACAGUGACUGAUCUAUAAUAAACAAUCAUAUUAAUUGAAAAUCAACAAUAAAUAUAUCAUUAAAUAAUAGUUCUACCAUCUUAUAUUAUUAUCUGGCGAUAUGGCUAUAGAUUAUGUGCUAGUAGUGGACGAGGAGAGCGAAUAUCCAAUAGAACUACCUACUGAGGAGAAUGGAAACUUGCUGCUAAGCACUGUUACAGCACAAUUUCCAGGAGCAUCUGGUUUGAAAUACAAAGUAUCUGUUCAGAGUAGGACAUUUCGAGGUGUAAGGCUUUCUGAUGGUGUUCUUCAUCCACCAGCCGAUGAGGGAUGGGAUAACAUAGUUUUUUGUUGUGUAUAUCCUAAAGAGAAUAAACGUAAGCAUGAUGAUGCUUUAGAAGCUCCUGCUUCUAAAGUCAAGCGUCUGGAGUCUAAAUUGAACUGUACUGAUCUGAUUGUGCUGGGUUUGCCCUAUAAAAGUACCGAAAAAGAAUUAAAACGAUAUUUUGAGAAGUAUGGUGAGCUGUUGGUGGUGCAAUUGAAAACUGACAAAGAGGGAAGGUCUAAAGGAUACGGUUUUAUAAGAUUUGCUAAGUAUGAAUGUCAGAUAAAAGUUUUGUCUCAAAGGCAUAUGAUUGAAGGCAGGUGGUGUGAUGUGAAAAUACCGAAUUCUAAAGAAGGUUCGGUACCUCUUCCACGUAGAGUGUAUGUUGGCAGAUUAACUGAAGACAUAACGGCAGAAGACGUAAGACAAUACUUUGAAAAGUUCGGCCAAGUUACUGAUGUAUAUAUGCCAAAAGAUUUCAGAGCAUUCUGUUUUGUCACCUUUUUAGACCCAGAAAUUGCUCAAGCCCUUUGUGGAGAGGAUCAUAUAAUUAAAGGAUCAUCCGUUUAUGUCUCUGAUGCUGCCCCUAAAAACAAUUCUAGGAAACCAAAUGAUACAGGCGAAGACAAUAACAAUUUUGGUCCCUCAUUUAAAGGAAAUAAUUUUUCAAAUGAAAAUGACCGAUUCAAUGGAAAUGAUCGGGAUCAAAACAACUUCAAUAACCAAGGUGGAAAUAGAGGUGGUCCUACAGACAUAAAAAAUUUUGGACCUUUAAUGAAUCCUGCUUUUUUCGCUGCUGCUUUGAGUCAAGCAGCCAGUUGGGGCCUGAUGAGAAAUUUUGCAGGUGGCAGUAAUAUCGCUAGUGGAAGAAGCAAUAUGAUGAGCAGUGGCGGAAAUAUGGGAGGUGGAGGCGGAAAUAUGGGAGGUGGAGGUCGAAAUAUGGAUAGUGGAGGUCGAAAUAUGGGCGGUGGAGGUCGAAAUAUGGAUAAUGGUAACCAAGAGGUCAAAGUACAAACUAACGGAAUUAAUAUUCAUUAUAAUAGACCGUCAGAUUUCAAUAUGAUGCUCAACCAACCUGGAAGAAGCAAUAUGAUGAGCAGUGGUGGAAAUAUGGGAGGUGGAGGUCGAAAUAUGGAUAGUGGAGGUCGAAAUAUGGGCGGUGGAGGUCGAAAUAUGGAUAAUGGUAACCAAGAGGUCAAAGAAACCAACGGAAUUAAUAUUCAAACCCCAAAUGGAAGUGGGCGUUCAAUGUUUAAUAAUUCCAAUGACACCUCUUGGGGAUGGCAACAAAACCGAGAUGUUAUCAGGAGGGAAGUAUCAAGAUAUUAGCAAAUAUUCCGUUUCAGAUAUUUUUAGAUUAGAUAUUGACUCUUGAAAUGCAUGAGAUUGUGGUUAUUUGUUGUUUCUGUUUGUAGUAAUUAGAAUAUUUUUUAAAAUAUUUUAAUUAUACCUAUGUGUAAGCAUUGUACAAUGUACACAAUUUUUGCAAUAAAAUAUUGUACGAGUGUCUUGAAA
This is a messenger RNA of Diabrotica virgifera virgifera (western corn rootworm), 1856 nucleotides long. Its product is annotated as TAR DNA-binding protein 43. Gene Ontology annotation, molecular function: RNA binding. Bases 138 to 1670 code for a protein of 510 amino acids. The transcript is spliced from 7 exons. NCBI's taxonomy places the organism in Eukaryota, Metazoa, Arthropoda, Insecta, Coleoptera, Chrysomelidae. Gene Ontology annotation, biological process: regulation of gene expression. The record is from RefSeq and is a predicted model, not a curated record. Gene Ontology annotation, cellular component: nucleoplasm.